CCAGGGAUCAGACCUGGAACCAUGAAGUCACUGCGAUUCCUUGCUGCUGAGGGAUUCAUCCAGAGUGGUCCAAAUGCUCUGGAGAACCUCAGCUGCGUGUCUUUCAACCUCUACCCACUUCUCCUCAAGGCCUGCUACCUCCAUGAGCAGGCUGACGUGCUGCAUGCUUUGGUCCAGACGUGGCCUCUUCCUGUGCUCGACUUGAAGAGGCUCCUGGGAGCGACAGUCGACUGUCAGACAGACCUCACCUCCUGCACCUGCCGGCUCUGUCUGCAGGCCAUUAUAACCGGCUUAAAGGAUUAUGUGCUGUCUCCACCAAGAACCUACGCCAAGAGCCUGCAUACAGUGGACCUGACUGGCCUGAGGGACAUCGAGCAAAAGUCCUGCCCCUGCCAGUCCACCCUGGGUCGAUGGGCAAGAACCCAGCUCCUGACCCAAAUGUGCUAUGAAACCAUGGUGGCCAUGCAAGCCAGCGACGUGUCCAGAUCCGCCUUCGACACAUCUAUUGAUAUCCGUCUGAACGGCUUUGUCACAGGCCGCAACUAUGAGCUGGUGGCUCAGGCCUUCCUGCUCCUCCGCUACUGUCCUCUGAAGCUGCAUUUUGUUGGUUUUCGGGGUGAUUCUCUCACGCUAAAGCAGCUGUUUUAUGUUCUUCGCCUAGCAGAGCCUGAGUGCAUGUCAAAACUGGAGAUAGUACACAAUGUUCCCCUGGAGGCCCCGCACUUGGAGGUGCUUCUGUCGAAAGUGGAAUUCCCAAAAUUGCAGUCUUUGACGCUGCCGGCUGGGGCGUUGAAUGUUAGGAGGUUGAGCUCUGAUGAUGAGGACCUCAUGUCCGUCAUCGGGAAUCUGAUGGCACAACUGAGCAGCCUGACUGAGCUUUAUGUUGGUUUCUCCACUCUAACUGGACACCUACGCAGACUGCUUAAUCCUCUCAACACUCCGCUGCAGUGCUUGGAGUUGGCCAAUUGCUGCCUGAACCGCGUGGACAUGACGUACCUGUCCAACAGCCUCCACAGUGAGUUCUUGGUCCGUCUGGACAUCAGCGGGCACGACAUCUUCAGCACUUUCUCCACCUGCUUCCACAAACUACUCAGCCGUUGCUCGGCCACGUUGGCCAGCCUGGUGGUUGAAGAAUGUAACAUCGAGGACGAGCACAUGGACGCCUUCACUAACGCUCUGACGGGCUGUCAGAUGCUGGAGGAGCUCAAAUUCCUUGGAAACCCUCUGACGUCUGCAGCCCUGCGGAGGUUAUUCUCCAUGCUGUCUGCGGGCUUUCCUAAGUUAAAAUACAUCGAGGUGCCGGUUCCCCGUGAGUGCUACUCUGAGGAUGUCACUUAUCCUCUCAGUGAUUCAGACCUGCUGCUGUACAACAAGGAGCUGUUUCAGGAGGUCAGGGGUCAGCUCAAAGGGAUUUUGGAAAGAGCUGGAAGAGGGAGUGUGGAGGUGCACACCCCACUAAUGGGAGCCUAUGAUCCAGACAUUAAUGAAACCAGCAACGAGCUGGGAGUGUGCAUGUUGAAGUCCUUUAACGUCGUCGUUGGGAACUUCAUAGACUGCAUCACUGAUGUGGACAGCAAGAGAUCACAGGCUCGGAAAGAUAAUUAAUUAGUUUGCCUGUAAAUGGAACGAGUAAAUGUACUGAAAGGGUCAUGAACUGAGACUGUUUUUGGAAAUCUACAGAUGGGGAGAAAAUACAACAAAGUAUGUUAGGAUGUAGUCAGGCCACCAUGACAGAUGAACACCAUUCCUCCACAAGAUAUUCUCUCAUUUAUAUAUACAACCUUGAUGUUAUCAGGUAAUCUUAUUAAGAUUGAGAGACCUGAGUACAGUAGAUAGAAAGAAUAACAAACAGAAAAGAAAAUAUAGCAUUGAAGUCAAUCACUAACAUAGAUUUGAUGAACAUUUACAAAAUUUAUUCUUACAGAGAUUGUGGUGAAGUGUGUUGUCCAGGGUUCCUACACCUUUUCCAAACUCAAAUUCAAGAACUUUUCAAGCUUUUCCAGCACCUUAUUGCCGUGGUAAAUUAAACUUGUAUAUACAGUAUACUGAUCAUUUAACUUCAUCACAUCAAAUUAGAUUUAAGCUAUAAACAACCAAAAUUGUUUUUUCAUGAAGGGAUUCUAUGGAAGGGGGACGAUUGAAAAUUCAAAAUGCACCACCUGUUUCUAUGUAGACUUUGCAUACAAUGUAACUUAAAUUUAAAGCACUUUAUUUAAAAUGCAAGCACUUUUUAACAGGAUUCCCAGCAUCAGUAGGAACCGUUUGUUUUAACGUUAGUUCAAAAUCUUCCACAGGUGUGAAACCGGGUUGAGAUCUGGUGACUUAAACACUUCAUUCAUGUCUUCUUUAUACUCAAACUAUUCAUUGAGCCAGUGUACAGAAGCAUCUGCAUUUGUUGUUUGAUUUGGGUUUUCCUUUAAUUUGACCCCCCAUCUGUAGAUAUUCAUGUGAAGCAGACUAGAAUCUUCAACUCUUGCAGAAAUGUUCAUGUUUUGUUGACAAUGAGUGACCCCUGCAGACAUUUGUCUCUCCAAGUCUCUGUUCUUAAGGUAAACAAGCUACAUUUAUUUAUGUAGGGAUAGUUGGAUAGCUAGAAAACUGUCACUACUGUUCCUAUGCAUGACUGAAGGCAAACACUAAAAAUAGAUCAAGUAAACUAUAUUUGACUGUCAAUUAACAUCAUAUACAUGACUUCCAUUCCUGACGAGAUAUUGUCUCAGAGGGUCAGUUUUCUUCUCAGUGCUUCCUUCAGUCUGUAAGCCAAACAGAUGUGCAGCGCAGACAGAUGUAGCUUCUGUUGUGUUUAUGGUAGAUACUUGAAGUUUCAUAUUUUCUCACCUGUAUCUAUUGUACAUGUUCUUAUGUGUAUAUUCUGGUUUAAAUAUUGUAUGUUACUGGAUUUGUAAAUGUAAACUGCACAAAUUUGCAUAUCCGAAUUCAGCAAGUAUACCUGUAACCGUUUCAUUUUGUCA
Molecule: messenger RNA, 2972 nt
Organism: Centropristis striata (black sea bass)
Lineage: Eukaryota; Metazoa; Chordata; Actinopteri; Perciformes; Serranidae
Gene: lrrc14b
Product: leucine rich repeat containing 14B
Exons: 3
Coding region: 22-1605 (527 amino acids)
Biological process (GO): negative regulation of DNA-templated transcription; positive regulation of cell population proliferation; negative regulation of apoptotic process
Cellular component (GO): cytoplasm
Source: RefSeq, a predicted model, not a curated record